AUGAACGUUCCAAGGAGAAGCAGUGAUCGAAUAAAAUUGGAGCAAGCGGAUGGGGAGUCAGGCAAAGAUGAUGUAGAUUCAGGCGGAGAAGACUCGAAUCAAUCAGAACAACAUGAAAAUAACUUGGAUGAAGGAUGUGGGACAGAAGAUGAGGAAACUUUGAAUAUUUCGGACGAGGAAAACUGUGAAAGAGAAAAUUGGAACGGGGAAAUACGCCAAGUGGAAAAUUUCACUGAAAUGGACAAUCUGGAGUAUGACGUAGAAACUGCAAAUGUGAAUGAGAAUCGAGUUAUUUUGGAAAACAACUAUUUGGAUGAACUGGAUUACCGUCUGCAAGCUUAUGUGAAUUUUGUUGUUAGCGAAGGUAUUUCGAACAAAUGUAUUGAACGUAUGGACGGUUUGAUGACUGUGUUGUAUGGCAGUGAGCCUAUCUUUUCGAAAUCUGACGUGCUGAAUGUAAUAUCUGAGAUGAGGAAAUCAGUAGUAAUGGAAACGAAGUACUACUGUAACCGAUGUGGUGGCAAGAAAACAGGGAAGAGAGUGAACUGCAGCAAGUGCAAGUUUUCAGCAAAAAAUUUACUGGAAACCGUAACGUUUGUGAAGUGUGAUGUAAACUGGCAACUGAAGCAGUUUCUGAAAACACACGGAUUCGAAAUCGUUUUGGCCCAUCAAAAGAUUCAUAACUCACUGGAACAAUUCAGACCACAAGAUAUUCGUCGAUAUCCGAAAUACAGAAGCCUAAUGGAGACUGUCGAGCAGUUUGAAAGGAAACAGUUGAAUUUGAUGUGUACGUACUCUUCUGACGGUGCGCUUUUCAAGAGAAUUUCAAGAAGGGAAGCUACACCAGUAUAUCUGAAUAUUGAAGGAGUGGACAUCGAAACGAAGAAAGCAGGAAAUGCAAUCUCUCUAUUGGCCCUAUCUUUCAGUGAUGGAGGAGUUAAAAAAAGCUUAAUUCAAGAGAUAGUGGAAAAAACUUUUGGGCCACUCGAAAAUUUGAAAAUCGAAGUUGAUUUAUUGGGGAACAAAUACUCCUUCAAGGUUCGAGUGAUGAGUGUUUUAUGUGACAUGAAAGAGCAAGCUGCCUUAACAUCCCUCCCUAACUGGAAUCAGAUUCAAGGUUGUUCAAAGUGUUUGACUGUUGGAAGGAAGAAAAGCAAUGGAAAAGUAACUUAUGACAACUACUAUCAAUCAAGAUUAAGAACUGAUGACGAAAUGCUACUUUCUUCCGAAAACCAGGAGCAUGGCUACACUUGUGAGACCGUUCCAGAAAUAUACAGAUACGUUGUGCCCACGUCUGUUGAUGUUGAUCCCUUUCACAUUAGAGGAAUGGGUGUGUCCAAACAAAUCGUUUCUGAGUUUCUGAAAGUGGACAAAUGGAGAAGUUGCCGAAUGAACGAUAUUGAGAGGGAUAUGUUAAAACAAUCUAUCGAUAAUAUUGUACCGUUUACAUCUGAAACUGUGAAAACUCAGUCGUUCAAAAAAUUGAGUAAAUUGACUGGUCGGGAAUAUGACAAGCUAGCCCUCAACUUGUGCGCUCUCAUUGGACUCGUGGGACCGUAUCAGUGCGUUGAUUGGAAUGCUUUGUACUUGGGUUGGCAUUUCAGUUUGGAGUUUUUAGGCUCGGUACUUGGUGUUCCAUUAAGUAUUCGAGAUUUGUUGAACUCCUGCUAUGAGAUGCAUGUAUUUCUCGAAAAGGACUCAAUCACUAUGAAAUGGCAUUCGUUCUAUAGACAUCUACUGGAUCACGAAACCCAGUACGGUGCGUUGCACACUACAGAAAUUUACGAACGAGAGCACAAAACUAUGAUGACGACCUUACAUCAUCAGAGCUCGAACUGUGAGAACAUUGUAGUGUCGCGAUAUUGUGCAAGAAAAAUAAUGAUGGAAUGUCUUAACUUCAAGCUUCCGGGUCUAACACCAUCAAUCAGAGAAAAUGUAGAAAAAAGUAUGAGAAGAUCAGAUUCAUUCAUUUUUGAUAUUUUUAAACCGUCCAAUACGUUGAGUAAAGAAGAACUUAUACGUGAACAUCAAGCACUUCUCGAUCAUUUCAACCUUCCAGUAGACGUGAAAUUCCAUAAACGUGCUUAUGCGACUAGUGUAAUAGGAUCUUACGCAAUUUCUGCUGAUGCCUACUGGAAAAACGAACGAUCGGCAUCUUCUUUUGUAAUGUUCACUGACUCAAUUUCCGGAGCUUUCAAAUUCGGACAAAUUCAACUUUUGUUUUCACACACGUCGUCUACCUACCUUUUAUGUACCGAAUUCGAAUUAGAACCUCUAUUGUUGACCGUCCAGAAUUGGAAAAACUCUAAUAUGUCACUCAUUGCUAGAAAAGUUGUAGACGCUUGUUUAGCUUUCCCAUCGACUAUCGGAAAGAUUGUCGGUGAGAAAUACUCUAUUGUAUCAUUAUCUUCUGUUAUCUGUCCAUCUAUUAUCAUUUCUUUUGCUGGUCACAGAUUUAUUAAAAUGUCAUCUUGA
This is a messenger RNA of Caenorhabditis remanei, 2475 nucleotides long. RefSeq lists its product as uncharacterized. The transcript is spliced from 15 exons. The coding region runs from base 1 to 2475 and encodes 824 amino acids. Lineage: Eukaryota; Metazoa; Nematoda; Chromadorea; Rhabditida; Rhabditidae. The record is from RefSeq and is a predicted model, not a curated record.